AACGUAUAUUAAUUUUUUGGCCAGAUUUAAUAUUAUUUUAUUUAAAAAUUCAAAACGUCUGAAAAAAAAAAAUGAAAAACGGAGUAUCCGUGGAGUUGCGGUGCGUUACACAGGUUCAAAAGUGUCUUGGAUGUCACGUGUUUGUUCCCUUACACUCGUUCUCCUAACUUGUUUUGCUCUUCUAACUAAAAGCCAUAACUGCAUUACAAAUUUCGCGCGAUUUUCAUCACCCUUCCCACCUCACGCCUCUUCAUUUAUAGAUUCUCAUCAUUCACUUCUGUCAGCCUUUUUUCGGUUAUAGAAUAUUCUGAUUCUCAUAGACAAAACUUGUGAAAUUCUAGCUUUCUUGUUAGUCCAAUGAGUCUUUUGUUCGUACUUGAAAUUCUUUGCUACCCUGUUUAGCCAUUGUCAUCUGCUUAUACUCAACCCAUAUAGCCAACAAGUUCAGACCAAAGAUGGUUUCUUGUUCCCUUUUGCUGAUCUUUCUACGAUCUUUAACCCCUUUAUGUUUCUGGGUUUCUGUUUAAAGGUCCAAUAUCCCGCCAACCUCUCUUUUUUAUUCUGGGAUUUUCUUUAUUUGGUUGAUGUAUCUUUCGGGGGUUUUAAGGAUCCAAAAUUCCUGAUUUAUAAAGAAAGUGUCUUUGGGUGUGAAUUUUACAUUUGUUAGUUAAGUUCAUGUCUUUCCAAUCAUGGUUUCCACUAAAAUGGAAAUUUCUUCAUUUAUUCAGAUUUGGGUUACUUGAGAAGAUAUUAAAGAUUCAUUGCUCCAAGAAAUUUAUAUGGUACAUUAGUUUUAGAACAGAGUGCCACAUUGCAUUUUCUGCUUUUCUUUGUUUGUAGUGAAUUGGCUUUUGCCGGAAAGAUGGUGGCCUUUGGGAAGAAGUUGAAAGAGUCGCAAAUUCAAGACUGGCAAGGGUAUUAUAUUAACUAUAAGAUGUUGAAGAAGAAAGUCAACAGAUAUGCUCAACAACUGGAGGUUGGAGCAGAAGAUCACAGUUAUGUUCUCAAGGACUUCUCAAGAAUGUUAGACACUCAGAUUGAAAAGAUUGUAUUGUUUCUGCUGGAACAACAAGGACAACUUGCAAGCAGGUUAUCUGAACUUCGAGAACAGCAUGAUGAAAUUUUGCAGCAGCCAGAUGGAUCAAAAAUAUCCGAGUUACAAGAAGCAUACAGAGGAGUAGGAAAUGAUCUUUUAAGGCUUCUCUUUUUUGUUGAGAUGAAUGCAACUGGCUUGCGAAAGAUUUUGAAGAAGUUUGAUAAGCGCUUUGGCUAUAGAUUCACUAAUUACUAUGUCAAAACCCGUGCAAAUCAUCCUUAUUCUCAGCUGCGACAAGUAUUUAGACAUGUGGGUAUUGGUGCUGUUGUUGGAGCCAUAUCUCGCAAUCUUGCGGACCUGCAAGCCCAUCAAGGGAACUACAUAUCGAUAUAUGAUCAGCCUGCUUUAUCCCAUCCGGACCCUGUGAUUCAUUCUAUAAAAGCAGCCGUAAACAGAUUGUCAAAUUCAACAAAUUUUUUCGAGUUUUUGGGGAAGCAUGCAUUUAUCAUGCAAGAUGAUUUACCAACUCCAUCUGAAGAUGAUGGUGCAGAGCAGAGAUAUCAUUUCAUGUCGCUUCUCUUGAAUUUGGUUAACACAUUUCUAUAUAUGGUCAAUACAUAUAUCAUUGUCCCAACAGCAGAUGACUACUCCCUUAGCCUUGGAGCUGCAGCAACUGUUUGUGGUGUUGUGAUUGGUUCAAUGGCUGUUGCACAAGUGUUCUCCUCAGUUUAUUUUAGUGCAUGGUCGAAUAGAUCAUACUUGAGGCCACUUGUAUUUAGCAGUGUUGUGCUUCUCAUUGGAAACACCUUGUAUGCUCUGGCUUAUGAUCUUAAUUCAAUAGCAGUACUUCUGGUCGGUCGACUAUUUUGUGGGUUAGGUUCUGCCAGAGCUGUAAACAGGCGUUAUAUCAGUGAUUGUGUACCACACAAACUGCGGAUGCAGGCAUCUGCAGGCUUUGUUAGUGCAAGUGCCCUUGGAAUGGCAUGCGGUCCAGCUCUAGCUUCCUUAUUUCAAACUGAUUUUAAGAUUUACAAGCUCACAUUUAAUCAGGACACUUUGCCUGGUUGGAUUAUGGUUCUUUCCUGGAUUGUCUAUUUGUUGUGGUUGUGGAUUUCUUUUAGAGAGCCUCCUCAAGAGAUCAAGGAGAACAGAACGCCACGGGAAGAACCAACUUUGUCUGUUUUAGGAUCAUCGGUGAACUAUACCGUAGAGAAUGGUUUCACACGGCCACUGCUUUUGAACAUGGAAUCCAAACAACAAGGUCAAAAUGAAGACCAAGAAUAUGAUGAUGGUGAGGAAGAUUCUUGUGAGAAAGCUCACAAACCUGUCACUUCAAUUGUCUCAGCAUACAGGUUACUAACUCCAUCUGUGAAGGUUCAACUAUUUGUUUAUUUUAUGCUUAAAUAUGCAAUGGAGAUAUUGCUUGCUGAAGCAAGUGUCAUCACUGCAUAUUACUUUAUUUGGUCAACCAGCAGUGUGGCCAUCUUUCUUGCAUGUCUUGGGCUAACAGUACUUCCAGUAAACAUCAUUGUUGGAACCUACAUCAGCAACAUGUUUGAAGAAAGGCAAGUUCUGCUGGCAUCUGAAAUCAUGGUUUUGAUUGGUAUACUCCUAAGCUUCCAUAUCGGAAUCCCUUACUCUGUACCUCAGUAUGUUGGCUCAGCACUGAUCACUUUUGUGUCUGCGGAAGUGCUUGAAGGUGUGAACUUGUCACUCCUGUCCCGAGUUAUGUCAUCAAGGCUUUCUCGUGGAACUUACAAUGGGGGCCUGCUUUCAACAGAAGCUGGAACCCUGGCUCGAGUAAUUGCAGAUGGAACAAUAACACUAUCUGGCUACUUGGGUGUGGGUAGGCUUUUGAACGUUACCUUAAUUCCUUCACUAUUCAUCUGUAUCACCUCCAUUAUUGCCACCUGCUUCACCUACAACUCCCUUUACUAACAACACUUUUCUUGUAUGUAAAAAUUUUGUAAAGUAGUAUUACUCUAAUCAACUGCCAAUUAUAAGACAAUUAGAUCAAAUUUCUCCAGCUUCUAAUCAUUGCUUCUGUAAAACAUUCAAAGCAGUCAACGGCUGUCACAAUUGUGAAAUUCCAUUUAUCAGCAAAGCAGUCGAUCACUUGAUAAAGGCAUAAACAAUAUUAUAUGGUCCCUACAUUGCAUCUUCAAGAUAUGAAACAAAUAUA
Messenger RNA from Durio zibethinus, 3218 nucleotides. NCBI's taxonomy places the organism in Eukaryota, Viridiplantae, Streptophyta, Magnoliopsida, Malvales, Malvaceae. The record is from RefSeq and is a predicted model, not a curated record.